UCUCUCUCUCUCUCUCUCACAGCUCAGCAUCUCCAGUCUCAUGAUGCGUAAAUCCACCGGUCUGAUGCUCCACAGAUUCAGCAUCUAGUCCAUCUGAGACAUUUGUGGAAGGGAUUUGAGUCACAGCUCCUGCGAGAGCCUGCUUAAAAAAUGGCACCCACAAUAGAGCAGCAGUGAUCUGGAUCCGAGCCACAGCAGGGAUGAAUGUCUCACAUGAGUCCUCCUACCAAGAGGAGGUGAUGCUGGGUAACGCCACCUGGGCUUACUCCUAUUAUCACCAGAACUACACCUUAUCCACUCCACUGCUACCGUACAAGACCAGCACUUCAAAACCGGCAGCAUGCGAGCAGCUCCAUAUUGCUAUAGAGGUCUUUCUGAUCCUGGGUAUCAUCUCCCUGCUGGAGAACAUUCUGGUCAUCACAGCUAUAGUAAAGAACAAGAACCUCCACUCACCCAUGUACUUCUUCGUCUGCAGUCUGGCUGUAGCUGACAUGCUGGUGAGUGUGUCCAACGCCUGGGAGACCAUCAUUAUCUAUCUCCUCAACAACAGACAGCUGGUGGUGGAGGACCACUUCAUCAGGCAGAUGGACAAUGUGUUUGACUCCAUGAUCUGCAUCUCAGUCGUCGCGUCAAUGUGUAGCUUGCUGGCCAUCGCUGUGGACAGGUACGUCACUAUCUUCUAUGCACUGAGGUAUCACAACAUCAUGACAGUGAGGAGGGCUGGCUGCAUCAUCGGGGGAAUCUGGACCUUCUGCACGGGCUGUGGGAUCGUUUUCAUCAUCUACUCAGACACCACCCCUGUCAUCAUCUGCCUGGUAUCCAUGUUCUUUGCCAUGCUGCUCAUCAUGGCCUCCCUCUACAGCCACAUGUUCAUGCUGGCGCGUUCACACGUGAAGCGCAUCGCAGCCCUGCCAGGCUACAACUCCAUCCACCAGCGAGCCAGCAUGAAGGGGGCCAUCACGCUGACCAUCCUGCUGGGUAUCUUUAUCGUCUGCUGGGCUCCCUUCUUUCUCCACCUGAUCCUGAUGAUCUCUUGUCCACGGAACCUCUACUGCGUAUGCUUCAUGUCCCACUUCAACAUGUACCUCAUCCUCAUUAUGUGCAAUUCUGUGAUUGAUCCACUCAUCUAUGCCUUCAGGAGUCAGGAGAUGAGGAAAACUUUUAAGGAGAUCAUCUGUUGUUACAGCCUGAGAAAUGCCUGCACCAACAUCUGUGCCCUGACAGAUAAGUAUUAAAAGAGACAAACCAAUGACAGGAUGGGUAGGAUGAACUGACUGGAGCAUAUCCAUGAGAUUCUAACACAACACACUGUUUGAGAACUGGUUCAUUACACAGGGACACAAACACUCAUGUAUAAGAGGCUAGGUUAUUAGGUACACUGUUCGAACAUACAGCAAGGACCAUUUCAAAACAUGAUUCAUUCGAAAGUGCGUCACUGACACAAAUGUUUGUGGCCUUCUUUUUGUUCCAGCUGAUAUUUCUUUUAUCCUUCUGCUUCGACCUUCUUUUUUAAAUCAAUGAGCUGUUACUACCUUUUUCUUUUCACUUCUAUCAUUAGUAAUGCUGUUGUGUAAGAGCACUUACAGACUUGUUUUUGACUACUGUACACAUUGGCGUGAAGCAGAAGAAAAACUCACUCACAGAAUCUGAGCAACAGCAAUAGACUGCAUUCAGAACAGCCCGCCGAUUCAAUUUGAGUGUUAGUAAUGCAUCGUCAUAUAACUUAACAUAACUCGUAACUUAACACACUGAAAUGAUUCUAUUCAUAUGGUAUAUAAUAUAUUUACCCAUAUAAUUCUCCCUGUACUUCAUUGACUCAAUGGUACCUGAAGCUACACAACCCUCAUCAACACAGCCCCUUCCAUUAAUUUUAAAGCAGGCCUGUUUUUCAGUCUAAAAGGCUAUUUAGCUGUUUGUUCAAAUGGCUAAAAUGACUCCUGUUUAAAUAGACCUGUAUUGAUAUAGCACUUUCCUCUCCACUGACCACUUAAAUCACUACAGGAGACAUACAACACUUCCUAUCCAGAGCACUUACAAUGAUACUGAGCUCCCACACAUUCAUACAGCGUCUGCACAGCCAUCAGGAGCAAUACAGGGUUCAGUAUCUUGCCUAAGGGCACCUUGGCUGGACUCGGGAGCUGCGAAUUUAAUUAGAAACCCUCCAAUAACUAGACGACCCACUCUACCAUCUGAGCUGCCCUGUAUACUUACCGAUGACUUGCCUUUCAUCAGGAACCAAAGCAGUUGUAUUAUUAGUGCCACUAUAGCUCUCGAAGACGAGGUUGGAAUUUUCAGUACGGCCGUGUGAAAUCGUGAGUUUACACAGCAGAUUCCUGUUUCUCAUUUUCUACCAACAGUAAAAGGUGAUUUCUUUAACCGUGACCACAGUGUUUUCCUGAGGCAGAUCAAAAAACUGUCAAAAGAAGUAUUUUUGUUUUAGAAGUCUCUUAUAAAUAUGAAUGUGCUGCCAACAGGAACAUCAGACAAGAUUACAACAAACUUCUUUUCCAUUCAGCAAAGAGGACAUCAACACAUUGUUAAAAAACAAGUAUAUAAGCACUCAAAAUGGCACAACACCAACUUCCAGUCUGUCUGAGAUUGUUAAAUAUUGGUCAAAUAUUGAAUUCAACAGUGAUAAAGUAUGGUUUAUUUUUGAGCAGAUCUUCUCCUUAUAAACCAUUUGUUGGAUCAUAUGUUCAAGCUUAGGGCACACAUGCCUGAGGCCAUUGACAAGUCAGACAUGUGUUGACUUGUUUGUUAACUGCUAAUGGUGAAAUAUAGGUUGCUGCUGAACAGCAACCAGUGUUGCUAUCUGCCCUGCCUUCCCCCUGCUGCUGCACUAGCGCCACAGUUAACAAGCAGCUUCCUUGGCACAGCCAUUUCUGCUACGAUUCGAAUGCAGGGUCACUCUUCUGUCUCUAUCUUUAUGUUAAUUAUAACUGCUCUACUCUGACAAUGUGUCACUUGAUGAGCUCUUCAUACCUCCUCCAUGUCCACAGCCUCUGUUACACUAUGUAAAGAUGCCAUGCAGUUACACUUGGAAUGUAAAAAUGAAUGUACAAACAGCUUCAGUGCUCUCUGUUAGAGUGUGUCAUUGGUGCCUACCUCCCAACUAAAAAAGCUCGACUGACCAUCUACUGAAGCUGCUUUUCAUAAGAAGUGUUAUGCAUCAUAUUUUAGUGGUUACUAAACAUUUGUUUAGUGUUGCAUAGUGAUAUUUAUUGUAAAGAGAAAUUAAUACACAUGUAUUAUUAGUAUCUUCAGACUCAUGGUAUUUUUAAUGCACAGUGGCAGCGAUAUAAGAGAUGUUUUUGGAGCAAACAUGACAACAAACAGAGAACAUUAUAAAAAAGAUGUUAUUUUCUGUAAUGUGUUGUAGUUGCCUUGCUGUAGCUUUCAUUAAUGGUUAUUGUAAGUGCUUUUCAAUUAUGAGAUCAAAACAAGAGCAUAUGAAUACGCACACAAAUGUACACAACAUUAUGCUCCUACAUGAAAAAGAGCUUUUAUUAAAACCUGUAUGUUUUUUGGUUUGUUUGUUUUCUCUGUACAUUUAUUUAAAGACAAAUCAGUGAUCCAUUUUUCACCUAACCAACAGGAUACAUCUGUGAUUCUUUGUUAUUGUUUGUUGUGAUGUACUACAGUCCUUGUUCCCACAGAAGCUACAUUAAAAACAAUGCUAAUUAAUGUACAGUGAGACAAUAUUAACAACUGUGGGGACGUGUUUCAUGUUAAUUCAUUGUAAAGUGAUGGCAUGCAAAACUAUAAAUGUGCGCUUUAUUUGAAAUUAAUGUCAGUGGUUGACCAUGUUGCAUAAAAAUAAUUAUUUUAUUUAUGUGUCUGAAUAAAAGCAAAAGGUAAAAUGG
Messenger RNA from Larimichthys crocea (large yellow croaker), 3863 nucleotides. RefSeq names its product melanocortin 5a receptor (gene mc5ra). Gene Ontology annotation, biological process: G protein-coupled receptor signaling pathway. Lineage: Eukaryota; Metazoa; Chordata; Actinopteri; Sciaenidae. The transcript is spliced from 5 exons. Bases 201 to 1235 code for a protein of 344 amino acids. Gene Ontology annotation, molecular function: melanocortin receptor activity. Gene Ontology annotation, cellular component: membrane. The record is from RefSeq and is a predicted model, not a curated record.